Messenger RNA from Oppiella nova, 555 nucleotides. NCBI's taxonomy places the organism in Eukaryota, Metazoa, Arthropoda, Arachnida, Sarcoptiformes, Oppiidae. The record is from the annotation of a GenBank genome assembly.
AAAUUGUCUAUAAAAGUACAUAGAGCAAAGUAUUCAGUAUUUAUAAGUUUUAAAUUUAAGUUUAAAAUAAUAGUAGAUUUAUUAAACAUCCCGUAAAUUAUGAGUUUACUGUUGGGGUCAGUGUUGGCACCGAUUUAUGAGACAUACGAGUGGUGUCUCAUAGGACUUAUUGUGGCGGUGAUCGCGUACUACUACUUUUGGUGGAGGAAUGCCUUAAGCUAUUGGAAGGAUCGACACAUUCCUGGUCCAAAACCCAUACCUAUAGUCGGAAACUACUUGAAUAAUGCCUUAAAAGUGCGACCAUUUGUGGAGAUGGAGUGGUAUAAGACAUACGGCAAAGUUUAUGGAUUAUACAUAUUAUCGAAGCCUAGGCUAACAGUUGCCGACCCGGAGCUCAUCAAACAGAUUCUGGUCAAAGAUUUUGACGCAUUUCGUAACCGACAGUCACGCCCCGGAGUAAUGGACUGGUCCUCAAGAAUAUGUCCAGAGCUAGGGAUGACGACUGAAAACGGGUCCGGACUAUAGCCAGCCCGCCUUCAGGUUUAGUAAAGUGAG